AUGGGAGGAACCCUUGAAGGCACUAAAAGACAAGAUGCUCACAUCUUGGCUUUUGCUGAGUCCAAUGGAGAAGGGAUCGUCCUAGUUGAGCAGUACUGGAAGUACAAGAAGGAUAUAACUGGAGCACUUUUUGGUGUGAAACAUGGCUAUUUAGUGACUACAACCCAAUCUGGUGCUAGAAGUAAAUGGGAUAUCAUUUGGCAUCCAGCCAGAGGAAAUCUCAUUAGAAAAAUAAAAUAUAGCCCUGUCAUUGAUGAUGAGUACCAUGCUUGGCAAAGAACCAAAGUUGAGCCUAAUUUAACUGAAAAAGACCUUGAAAAAUUAAUCCGAGAAAGCAAUUUGAAUUAUGACGUCAUGAAUUACAAUUGCUGGCACCAUUCAAAUAGUCUUUAUAGCCAUAUCACUGGAGAAAUUACCAGCGAUCACCCUCAUGCGUGGGUUUUGAAUUCGUGGAAAUCAUUGCUUGGAUGGUUUUAUAACCAUGAAGAAGCAACUAGAGUGAACAAGAGAAUUUCUGAAGCCAUUCUUAGAGCAAUGUUUGGAGGAAUAUAA
Blepharisma stoltei is the source of this 552-nucleotide messenger RNA. The record is from the annotation of a GenBank genome assembly. NCBI's taxonomy places the organism in Eukaryota, Ciliophora, Heterotrichea, Heterotrichida, Blepharismidae.